This is a messenger RNA of Caenorhabditis remanei, 2409 nucleotides long. RefSeq lists its product as uncharacterized. The coding region runs from base 1 to 2409 and encodes 802 amino acids. Gene Ontology annotation, molecular function: zinc ion binding; metalloaminopeptidase activity; peptide binding. NCBI's taxonomy places the organism in Eukaryota, Metazoa, Nematoda, Chromadorea, Rhabditida, Rhabditidae. The transcript is spliced from 10 exons. The record is from RefSeq and is a predicted model, not a curated record. Gene Ontology annotation, biological process: proteolysis; peptide catabolic process. Gene Ontology annotation, cellular component: cytoplasm.
AUGAGAUUGUUGCUUAUACUAACUUUUUCGGUACUAACGAUACGGACUCUGGCUGAAACCGCAGACGUAUCAUGGAGAAAAAUAACUAAUACCCGCCUACCUACUAACCUGUAUCCAUUGGAAUAUACCUUAAAUCUCACUACUUUUUUACCUGGAUACGCAUGGGAAGCUAACGAAAGAGAUUUAUCUUUUGAAGGAACUGUUUUCAUAAAAUUAGGUGUGAAUGAAACUACAAACAAGGUUGUUCUACAUUCCGAUUCAUUGGAAAUAUACAAUGCGGUUGUUAAUGAUAUAAAUUCAUCGAAUCUCACUGUCACUACAUGGGAAGCUUUUCCAGAAGAUCAAUUCAUAAUUUUAUAUUUGAACCGAGAAGUCAAUCCAAAUGAACAAUUUGAAAUUAUAGUAAACUUCAGUGGAAAAUUGAGAGAUGAUAUGAAAGGAUUCUACAUUACUAAAUCUACGAGAGCAGACGGGCAGGAAAUGCUGAACGCUGUUACCCAGUUCGAAACCACUGCUGCUCGUUAUAUGGUUCCUUGUUUUGAUGAACCUGAAUUCAAGGCCACGUGGCAAGUGAAUUUGACAUAUCCAACUGGAUCUGUUGCCUUGUCGAAUACAAUUGAAGAUGGGACAGUAACAAGUGGAAAUUUUACAACAACGCAUUACAAGAGGACUGUCAAAAUGUCCUCUUAUUUAUUGGCGAUUUUCAUUGGAGACAUCCAAUAUAAAGAGACAACGACUGAUAGUGGUGUCAGGCUCCGAGUUUACACUGACCCAGCAACAAUCGAUCAAGUGGAUAACGCAUUGAAUGUCAGCAAGAUAGUUGUGGAGGGUUUUGAAAACUUGUUCGGAAUCAAGUAUCCAAUGGAGAAACUCGAUUUUGUCACUGCUUAUGAUUUUGAAGCAGGGGCCAUGGAGAAUUGGGGUCUUUUGGUGCACAAACCUAAUUUCCUUCUUGGAUGGGGUCAAGAAGUAGCUGAAGUAGUUAUUCAUGAGCUCGCUCAUCAAUGGUUUGGAAAUUUUGUCACAAUGAAAUACUGGAAUCAAAUAUGGUUGAACGAAGGGUUUGCUAGUUAUAUGGAGUCAAUUGGCUAUUCAUUCAUCAAACCUAAUUUUGAUUUUGACCAUUUCCACCUGAUGCAGCAAUCUGAAGCAAAAGAAUUGGAUAAAUCUAUUCCACUGAAUGAAAUGACUUAUACGGAAGAUGGUAGUAUUGAUAUAAUUACUUUCUACUAUCCAAAAGGAAGCUCGUUAAUUCGAAUGCUUGAGAUAAUAGUUGGAAAGGAGAAUUUCAUUAAUGCACUCAGUUCUUACUUACUGAAACAUCAGUACUCUAAUACAGAGGACAAAGAUCUCUAUGACGCUUUGAAAGAGUUCCACCAGCCAUUAUUAUGCGGGCCAGAAGAAGUAGAUAUUGAGGAGUUUGCAAGAUGUUGGACACAUCAAAAUGGGUACCCAACUGUCUACGUGGAGAGUACCGAGACAGGAGUUAUACUGACUCAAAGAAAGGAAUCUCCGAUCGAAGCCGACUUCAGAAAGUAUGAAGAAUGUGGAAACAGAUGGGAUAUUCCAAUUUGGUACCAGGAAGCUGGAAGUGAUAAUGAGUAUAUUCAGCGGAAAUGGUUUAAGAAAGAAGACAAUGAAUUGAAGCUGACUGUUCAGGAACCUGUUAUCAUAAAUGCCAACUCAUAUGGAUACUAUGACGUGGUUUAUUCAAAUGACUUGUAUGAAUCGAUUGCAGCUCAAUUGAAAAAUAAUAGUGAAACUUACUCUGACAACUCGAAACUCCGUGUGCUGAUUGAUGUUAACAAGUAUGCUAUUCUCGACAAAGUUCCAGUACACAAUGCGAUCCUUAUUGCGGAGUCUUUGCUUAAUGAUAAAAGUAUUUUCAUCAGAGCAAAUGCUGAAAGGGCACUGCUCAAAGCAAAAGCUAAAUUGGAGAAGCAGAAGAAAACAAUUGAAACUGAUAUUCAAGAUAUCGAGAAUCGCCCAACAGAAUCACCAAAUGUCAAUAUGUUCUCCGGAUGUGACUCAUCUGAAACCUUCUUAGAGUGUUACAAGAGAACCUUCGACACUAACCUUGAUGCAUGUCUCACCUUUGAAAAGGAUAAGAGUGUGGACACUACUGAUAGACUAGCGGCUUGGCUCAAAUCAGAUAAGAGCGAUGAAAGUAGACAAACAAUUCUGAGAUUAUUGAGUUGUGGAGAUAUAGAAACUUUCAGGAUGUUUGUGAGCGAUACCAGCUAUAAUUGGACACCAUUUGAGAAGGAGUUGAUCGUGGGCUACUUUGAAAACUAUUUAUUCAAGAAGUAUGGUCCAAAAGAAAAGAAGGGCAAGAAGGCUUCAAAAUCGAGAAGUUACUUUGAUGAGAAAUCAAUGUCUGCGAGACAAUUAUUGAGUACUCAACACUAA